UCAGUUCCCAGAGUUCCUAUUGGGUCAACGCGGGAAGCUCCAACAUGGCGGCCGCGGCGGACUGCGGCACCGGCGCUGGGAGUACUGGAUCUAUAGGGGCUGCAGCAUGCAAGAACAACGUCACCAGUUUCCAGAGGAAGGGUCCUAGAGCCAGCGGUACCGACAGCGGCUGUUCUCGACUGGUGUCCAUCGCGGGCACACGACCGUCGGUGCGGAAUGGACAGCUGCUGGUAUCUACCGGGCUCCCAGCCCUGGACCAGCUCCUAGGUGGAGGUUUGGCUGUUGGAACAGUUCUUCUAAUUGAAGAGGAUAAAUAUAAUACUUACUCUUCUUUGCUCUUCAAGUUUUUCCUGGCAGAAGGAAUCCUCAAUGGGCAUACUUUGUUGGUUGCAUCUGCAAAAGAAGACCCUGCUGAUAUUUUACAGGAACUUCCUGCACCAUUACUCGAUGAUAAUUGUAAAAAAGAUUUUGAUGAAGAUGUAUGUAAUCAUAAAACACCAGACUCUAACAUUAAGAUGAAAAUAGCUUGGCGUUACCAGUUAUUACCCAGGAUAGAGUCUGGACCAGUCUCUUCUUCAAGAUUUGGUCACUAUUAUGAUGCAUCAAAAAGGAUGCCACAAGAACUAAUUGAGGAAUCAAAAUGGCAUGGAUUUUUCUUUCCAGAAAAAUUAUCUUCAACUCUUACCAUAGAACCAUGUUCUUUGACUGGUGGCUACAGGAAGCUGCUUCAAUUUAUCCAGAACGUCAUAUAUGAGGAAGGAUUUGAUGGAUCCAAUCCCCAGAAAAAACAGAAAAACAUUUUAAGAAUAGGAAUCCAGAAUCUUGGUUCACCUUUGUGGGGAGAUGACAUUUGCUGUACAGAAAACUGUGACAACAGCCACAGCCUUACGAAGUUCCUGUAUGUUCUCCGUGGUCUUCUACGAACUUCUCUUUCGGCCUGUAUCAUCACAAUGCCAACACAUCUUAUCCAGAAUAAAGCAGUUAUUACUCGUGUUACAAACUUGUCAGAUACAGUAGUUGGUCUGGAAUCAUUCAUUGGUUCUGAGAGAGAAACCAACCCAUUAUAUAAGGAUUAUCAUGGUUUGAUUCAUAUCCGGCAGAUUCCUCGGCUUAAUAACUUGAUUUAUGAUGUAUCUGAUGUCAAAGACUUAGCUUUUAAAUUAAAAAGGAAGCUAUUCACCAUUGAGAACACAGGACUCCAGUACCGGGUCUCCAGUCAUCAAAAACUUUCUCACAGAAGAACUGAUAAACCACUAUUUAUUAAAUAACCACUAUUUUUGAUGCACUUACUUAGAAAACUCCUUCUUAGGUAUAUUGAGACCAAAAUAUUAUAUGCCAUCAGUAUAAAUCAGCUUUAUAUAGUACUACAGUAUACUUGAUAUGAUUCAGUAGAAUUAUCUGAAAUUUUUACAUAUUGUAAAACCAUAGACUCUUGUAGUCACUAUGACAAUGUUGGACAAUGUAGAGUUGCCUGAUAUCUUUGGUCCUAGGUUUCCUUACUUGCCUAUGUUUUGUACCAAUAGUCUUUCCGGUUUUAAAUAGGAGGUAGAAAGGGGACUGUUCACUAUACCUGGAGGUACAGGAGAGGAUUGGUUAACUUACUUACUUGUCAAUUAACAGUUAUGUCACUAAAAAGAAAAAUAACGGAAACAUAAAUGUCUGACUCAAGAGCAUUAAGUCGUAGCAUGAGGGACCAUAUAGUCCAAUAUACCAAUUCUGAUAAUGAUGCCCUCUACAAAUACUGCAAUAUUCAAUUCCCAGAUAUACUACAGUUAGCAAAAGAAAAUCAAAGAGGAACAUGUGCAUCUGUUCAUCCAGAUCAAAUCACUUGUCAAAAGUAAAUUCAAAUUAGCAUUCUUUAACAAUGGAAAUGUCAUUUUGUACAUGUUUACAUCUUAAUAUAUUCGUUAUAUCACCAUCCCCAUAUUUACACUUUAUUUCCUAAGUAAGGUAGACAUCCAGUAGGGUCAUACAGGUUUCACAGAUUCUCCAGAAGUUGGUAAGACUGUGCUCUUUUAUAUUUCACAUGUCGUAGUGAGCCUAUCAAAAGUGCAUACCACCUUAAGGGGAACACAGUUUUGAGACUCUGUCUAAUCCUAUUUCUUCCCACAUUGGAAUCUUAAUUAGAAGAGAUAAGAAAAAAAAAACACAUCAUUUAACUAAAUUAUUGUCUUGAAUCUGUAGCAAAAGGUAUAAUCCGCAAUUGGGCCAAUUAGUGAACCCCAUAGUUAGCUCUGCUGCAGCGAACAACUUGAUUAGAUCUGACACCACCCUGGUUCUCACUGUUGUUUUGCCAGGUAUGAUGGUCAGACUUCAAAGAGCUGGAGGCAUCAGCAGGGCAAGGUUUGGAGGCCAGCUUAGGUCCGGUUGUUAAUCUCUCUACUAAAACCACAGCAGCUCUCACACAAAACAAGCUUACACGACACAAUCAUGCGGUAUUAAAGUUAGGGUUGAGUCAUGCCAAUUUGCCUUUGAUUUUUUGAUGAUUGACCAAAGAUGGCUACAUGACUAGACACAUGCUAGAAGUAUACUGAUUAGGUAAGUUCCCAAAAUAUUUGAAGCAUUUUUUUAACUUCCUAUAUAAAUGUUGGGGAACUUUAUCCCCUUUGAUCAAACUUCCGAAGUAAUAGUACUGUAUCAGAAGGAAAAUGAAUAUUUCUUACUGGCAGCCUGAAUCCCAAACUUUUCACUUACCACUUCAUAAAAAUUAGUGUUUAUAUUAAUAAUUCCUUAAGGAGAAUGUAAAAAGAAAUUCUAAGUGGUAAGCUUUUAAAAAAUCUAUUAAGUGCAUUAAAAGAAAAAACAUUUUUCUCUGAGUCAUUUUUUUUCACUGACAAUUUUUCUGAAAUUUCUUUAUAAUUAUUUUCCACUUAAAUGUUGAGUAAAGUGCCCUUCUAGGAUGUGAUUGCAUAAGUGUUCUUUUCUCUGCAUUCUGAUUUGUUGGAAUAUUGCAGUAAUAGUGACAUGUUUCCAUUCUGAGAAAAGCCUAAGGCUGCUUUAGUAUUAUUCCGAAUGAUUGAAGCUGCCAUCUUGCUGACUUUCCCUUAGGCAGCAUAGGGCCUGUGUGCUUUUGUGUUCACUUCACAUGCUUCCUGUGAGUUGGGCUAGCCGAACAUCAUUGCUUCAUUUGGCAAGGAAGAGUACAUUCAUGUUUGGCUAUUAUAGCUCUUAAAGUUUCUGUAUGGUCAUCAACACCUGAGAUAUAAAACUUAGACAUUGUUACAUCCAAUAAAUCACAUCAAAUAAAUCCUCUUUCUUUGAGAAGUAUUUUAAAUUAUUUUAUGACACCUUGACUGUGAAUAAUUUUUAUAUAAAAAGGGUCAUUUUAUAAAUUGAACUUAGACUCUAAUGGUUCACAUUGCACAAAUUUUUAUACUAAGUCAUACUACAUAUUAGAAAUAUGUUCGGAAUAUGGUCAUCAAGAUGGUGACACAAAGCAAAAGUCUAAUAUUUAGAAUCUUGCCACAUAGUUUUCAGUUCAUGAGUCUGUUAUUAAAGAUUCUGUGGUACCUAUUGUCCAGCAAUCUCGCUUUUGAGAUUAGGAUGGUACAGAUUCAGCAUCGUCUAAGGAUAGAUACAAAGAGGAAAAAAAUCCUCUGUCUUCUAUCCUGAAUUUUGCAGAUAUAAACACUUCUGUAUGUAUUUUAUUGUAUGGUUCCAGGAAAACCAUAUUGCAGUAUUUCAAGGCUUUUUUUUUAAAGCAUUUGUAGAACUGCUGUAGCAGAACUCACCCAGUUUAUAUGAUAUUCCCUAAACCACUACCCCCACAAUGUGCUAUUUAUGGUGUCUGAGGAAGAUAGAAAAAUAGAAAACAAAAAAUAAUGACAAAUCAUGGCUACCCCAUUUCAACAGGUAGAAGGUGAGAACAUAUAUUUUACUAAUAAAACCUCCAAAAUGCCUAGAAGAGAAAGAACUUAUCUAGAGCUUAAUAAAUAUGGUAUCCAUUAGCUUUGUGAUUAAUAUAGGUAACUUUGGGGAUACUUUUGUACCCAAAAUAUCUUAAGUCCUUCCUCAAGAUCUUUGCACAGUGUAUGUCCAGAAUGUUCAUGCCUCCAUCCUUUCAUGGCUUUUUCUUGUCACUGGAUCACAGUUUAAAUAUCUCAGUCUCCUUAGAGAGAUCUUCCCUGACUGGCCCAUUUGAAGUAUUCACUCUGUUAUCUGCUAUCACAUACCCUAUUUUAAUUCUCAGUGUAACAUGUAUUACUACAAUUAAUUAUCAGUUAGUUUAUUAUUUUUCAACAUGAUUCAGCCUUUUUUGUUGUAAGCUUCACAAGAUUAGGAACAUAGUCUGUCUUUUUUGUGGCAAAAUCCCAAGCACACGUGGGAGGUAUUCCACAAAUACUGGUUGAAUUGUUAAAGUACUAAUUUUAGAGUAAUUCAUGUCUACCGUAAGUAUAUUUAAAAACAUGUAUUGGGUAUCUCAUUUAUUCUAGGCAUUGUGUUGGUGCUUUCACAUACACUACCAUAUCUACCUCUUAUUUGAUACUCACAGGAGCCCUUGCCAUUGGAUUAGUACACACAUUCUAAUGUGAGGAAAUAUAAGGAGUUGUGUGACCUUCCCAAAGUCACAGAGCUAGCAUUAAAUCCAGAUCUUUUAACUCCAUGUACAGAGUUACACUGGAAAGUUAACGUGUUCAGGAGCUCUGUUAAUUAUUAUUGAUUUAAAAAUAAGUUUUAUUGACUCUUUAGCAGGGUCCUAGGACUACCGCAAGUGCUUUCUAGGCAUUACUCAGAGAUCUCACAACUACUGUAUACCACGAGUAUCUACAUUUUAUAAUUGAAGAAACUUAAGGUUCAAAGAGAUCAAGUAACCUAACUUAUCCAAGGUCAGAGUUAAUAACUGACAGAAAUGACACUUCUACCAGAGCCUGGGCUCUGAAACAACAACUACUCACCACGCCCCACAGUGCCCUGCCAUCCCAUCUUCAGUGCAUGAGCCAGAAAGCCUCUGCCGUGAGACAUAAAGAAGAACAAAAAUAUACACACACACUGAUAUAUAAUCUUUUAACAUUCAUGUUAAAAGUUCUUGUGCCCCUAGCAUUUCUACUCUAUUUUUAUAAAAUACCUUAUAAAAUUCAGAAUGAAUUAACCAUAAAUUCUCCCUUAUAUAACAUUAGCAUUGCAAGAUUGUUCUUUUCCUUAUUUUUUUUUUUUUUUACUAAUUUCUGGUAUUUGGUAGUGUAUUUUAAUAGAAAAAUUAAUUUGCCAAACUAUAAAGCCAUUCCCUAAAGCACUAACCACCUCUGUAGAAUUUCUAGAUCUUAGCUACAUAAUGUGGGGAAAAUAUUUCUAUACAAAGAAACAGGGUUCCCUUGCUUUGGUUUACUAUUUUGAUAUGGUUCAGAAGUACCAAAACUUACUUUCAGUGUAAUAUUAUUGUAUUUUUGUAUUCACUUGCAUUCAACAUGCAGGUAUUUUUGCAAAUACUAAUUUGCUCAUAGUUACCAUGUUGUUAUAUUUUUUCUGAAUUAUUUUAUAUAUAUAAUCUUUGAAGCAUCAUCUUGUGAGAUAAAUAAGGCAUAUAUAAUUUAUAAGGUAGUAAGAUAACAAACUCAGUUUUCUAAAAUUUCUUUUUUUGCCUCCUUUUUAAUCAUAACUUGGUCUAAUGAAGGUUUAAUCCAUUCAUAUUAAUACCUAUUUCUUUUUUUGUUGCAAAUGUUUCAUUUACUAAAAGUAUUUCAAAUACCAUCUUUAAGCAAAGUUAAGCAAUAAAUCUCAUGAUUGCAAACUAUUUCCCUUUUUUAUUGAUCAGUAUUACUAAAAAAGUCUCUACAGUUUAGGAUAAGAAAUGUUUCUCAUGGGGAGCCUGGGUGGCUCAGUGGGUUAAAGCCUCUGCCUUCA
This is a messenger RNA of Mustela erminea (ermine), 5841 nucleotides long. RefSeq names its product elongator acetyltransferase complex subunit 4 (gene ELP4). The record is from RefSeq and is a predicted model, not a curated record. The coding region runs from base 45 to 1268 and encodes 407 amino acids. Gene Ontology annotation, cellular component: transcription elongation factor complex; cytoplasm; elongator holoenzyme complex. Lineage: Eukaryota; Metazoa; Chordata; Mammalia; Carnivora; Mustelidae. Gene Ontology annotation, biological process: tRNA wobble uridine modification. The transcript is spliced from 10 exons.